This is a messenger RNA of Penicillium cinerascens, 1542 nucleotides long. Its product is annotated as putative chromosome segregation protein (Pcs1). The record is from RefSeq and is a predicted model, not a curated record. Gene Ontology annotation, biological process: homologous chromosome segregation; meiotic sister chromatid segregation; attachment of mitotic spindle microtubules to kinetochore. The coding region runs from base 1 to 1542 and encodes 513 amino acids. Gene Ontology annotation, cellular component: nucleolus; monopolin complex; mitotic spindle. The transcript has 3 exons. Lineage: Eukaryota; Fungi; Ascomycota; Eurotiomycetes; Eurotiales; Aspergillaceae. Gene Ontology annotation, molecular function: microtubule site clamp; protein binding.
AUGCCGAAACGGAAAGCUCCCACCAAACUCUCUGGCCUUGUUGGCUCAGACGAUGAGGAUUUAAUGCAACUCACUGAAAACGAAAGCGCCCCUUUCCCCGACGCGCGCGAUGAGCCUCCGGUCAAGCGGCGAAGAGGACGACCGCGUAGCUCAAACGAAACUGCGACCGAGUCCAAAACGACGCAAGCGAAGAAACAACAGCAGACAGAUCCAGCAUCUCAAGAUGAGGCUACAGCGGCCAAAAUGCCUGCCCGCCGAGGGAGACCUCGAGGCAGCAGUCGCACAUCCGACAACUCCGCGGGGCAAGCGCGGGCUGCGGUGACCCAAGAGCCGAUGGAGGAAGAUACAAAUGAUCAGGAGAAUGAGGAUCCGAUGGCUACAAAGGAUACGAAGACUACUCGCACUGGGAAGGCCAAGCAAGCUGCGACUGCGACGCGUCGCGGACGAGGCCAAGCAUCCAGCGCGGCGAAGCAGACAGACGGCGAAUUCGAAUACACUCCGACCCGCGCCGCACAAGCACAGCGACCACAGCCCGAACCCGAGGUGGUCGACUCGCAGAUAUACGAGGAGCCUGAGCCCGAAGUAGACGAGUCGGUUCUCCCAGAGCCCUCGACUGCUCGCUAUGUGUCAUCGUCUGUCGUGAAGAAUGCGCGGGCCCGAAUGGCCUCGGUACACAAUACGCAAAGUGUUUCACCACGUAAGCGAAACUCUGGAGUUGAGGCAGAGCAGGGUGGUGAUCCAGAACUGAGACGUAGGAUUGGCGAUCUUACCAAGAAGCACGAUGGAUUGGAGACCAAGUAUCGCAAUCUUCGCGAGAUUGGCAUUGUAGAGGCCAACACGAACAUGGAAAAACUGCGCAAGCAAUGUGAGAGUAUUACCAUUGCAUCGAAUGAAUUGGUCGCUUCGCUCAGAUCCGAAUUAGAGGCACAGCGAGCACUUGGACAGCAGAGCCGCGGGUUCCAGAAGCAACUCAAGGACCGCGAUGCCGAAAUGGCACGGCUCAAGGCUGAGGCAGAUGAAGCUCGCGCUCAGCUUUCUGCGACGCAAUCCGAGGUCAAGGCCCUGCAGACCAAGCUUGCUGCUGCACGCAACACAGCAGCAAGCCUUGAGAGCAUCGCCAAGGUCCCGGGAAGUGCUAUCAAGGGCGGUGCUAAUCGCGCCACCGCUGCAGUGACUGCAGAGGCCGCACAGGCGGCCCAGCUCGCAGCGCUGAAGGAAGAGCUGUAUACCGACUUGACCGGAUUGAUUAUUCGAGAUGUCAAGAAUAGGGAGACAGAUGAUCUGUAUGAUUGCAUCCAGACUGGAGUCAACGGAACACUGCACUUCAAGCUGGCCAUCCCCAAGGUCUCUUCGGCGGAAUACGAGUCUGCGGAAUUCCAGUACUUACCCUUGCUGGAUGCCAACCAUGAUCGCGACUUGGUGAACAUCCUUCCCAAAUUCUUGACGUGGGAUAUCACCUUCAGUCGGGGGCAGGCGUCUAAGUUCUAUACCCGGGUGAUUGAUGCCCUGACGAAGCGACGCUCGAGCUCAGCACAGGAGUAG